Messenger RNA from Jatropha curcas, 3240 nucleotides. RefSeq lists its product as uncharacterized. Gene Ontology annotation, molecular function: GTP binding; GTPase activity. Lineage: Eukaryota; Viridiplantae; Streptophyta; Magnoliopsida; Malpighiales; Euphorbiaceae. The record is from RefSeq and is a predicted model, not a curated record.
AAUGAUCACAACUAAGACAGUAAUCCAGCGAUGGACAAUGCGGUGUUGAACACUGUCAUCUCUUCCUCUUCCUCUCCUCCUCCUACCUCAAAAAAAGCGAAGAAUUUCGACGAUGGCAAUUCAGAGAAGCCCAUACGAUUCAUUUACUCUGAUGAUAAUGGCAAGCUUAAGCUUGACCCAGAUGCUAUUCAUGUUCUCGAUCAAAUUAAAGGACCUGUUGCCGUUGUAUCAGUGUGUGGCCCUGCCCGUCAGGGUAAAAGCUUUAUUUUGAACCAGCUUCAUGGUAGGAGCACUGGAUUUCAAGUUCUGCCAACCCACCAACCAUGCACUAAGGGGCUUUGGAUAUGGAAUACACCAUUGAAGAGAACCACAUUGGAUGGAACAGAAUACAGUCUCUUACUAUUAGACAGCGGAGGAACCAAUGCUCAUGAUCAAACGGGAAUGUACAGCACCCAGAUAUUCUCAUUGGCAGUCCUAUUGUCGAGCUUGUUUGUCUACAACCAGGUAGGUCUUAUUGACGAAGCUGCACUUGAUCAUCUCUCUCUUAUCACUGAAAUGACUAAGCAUAUUCAUGGUAGAGCCUCCAAAGAAAAUGACUCGGUUUCUGAGCUUGGAGAAUUCUCCCCAGUCUUCACGUUGCUUUUAAGGGACUUUUACUUGGACUUGAAGGAGAAGAAUGCAAAAAUAACACCACGUGAUUAUCUGGAAGUCUCCUUGAGACCAGUGAUGGGUGAUGGAAAGGAUAUUGCUGCUAAAAAUCAGAUUCGUGAGUCCAUUCGAGCUUUUUUUCCAAAUCGAGAGUGCUUUGCUCUUGUUCGUCCUCUGAACGACGAAAAUGAACUACAGCAUCUUGAUCAAGUUUCUUUAGACAAAUUUCGGCCUGAAUUUCUGUCUGGGCUUGAUGCAUUUACAAAGUUUGUUUGUGAAAGAACUAGGCCUAAGCAAGUCGGAAGUACUGUCAUGACAGGACCUUUUCUUGCUGGUAUCACAAAAUCUUUCCUGGAUGCUCUUAAUAAUGGUGCAACUUCCACAGUAUCUUCCUCAUGGCAGUACAGUAAAGCUGCAUUUAUGGAGGCAGAUUUACAAUGUUCAAAUGCUAUACAACUCAUGGAAAAUAAAUUGCAAGGAGCUUGUCUAGUUGCUGAUGCGAGGAUUGAAAAUGUUGCUAUGGUUCUUGGAAGUCUUGUAUCUGAGUAUGACACAUCCGUUCAUGGUCCUAUGAAAUGGCAGAAGCUGUCUUUCUUUUUACAGAAGAGUUUGCAAGGCCCAAUAAUCCACCAUGCUAAGAAGCUGAUAGAUGAGGUCUCGUCAGAAAAUAGCUCCCUCAUGUUGAAAUGUCAAUCCCUAGAAGAUAAGAUCGAAUUGCUUCAUAAGCAGCUUCAAGCAAAUGAGAAGUUAAAAGCAGAAUGUCAAAAGUGUUAUGAAAAUGCGAUAAUUGACUUCCAGAAGCUCUCUGAUCAGUAUAAGAGCCGCAUAAUGGAUCUGGAGAGCAAAUGCAGUCUAUUGGAGGAGCGAUUUUCUGGUUCACUCGAAAUGUUGGAUUCUGCGAAGCAGGCAUCUUUUGAGUGGGAAAGAAAAUAUGAAGACACAUUGACUGAGGAAAGAACAGCUGUUAAUCUUCGGGAUAUUGACAAAAUGGCAGUUUGCAAGUCUGGGAUAUCUGAAGCUGCUAAAGAAUCUAGGCUGGCUUGGAAAGAGGCAGAUGAAUGGAAAGAGAAGUACGAUGUUGCUUUUAAUGAAGCCAAGGCUGCAAUGGAGAAGGCAGCUCAAGAGGCAAUGCUUAGACAAGAAGAUCUGAGAGCCAGAUUCAUCAAAAUUCUGGCUGAAAAGGAAGAGGAAAUCAAGAACAAGGUAGCUAAGCUUGAAGAGGCUGAUCAAAGAUUAACUACUUUGACUUUGGACUUGAAGGCUGCUGAAACUAAGAUUGGAAAUUAUAAGUUAGAAUUAUCUGACUUAAAGCUUCAAAUGAAAGAGUUGUCUGAAAAAUAUGAGUUUGUCAAAUCUUCUGCUCAAUCGAUGGAGAGAGAAGCUCAGACAUUGAUGGAGGACAGAACCCAACUGGAAAAGAAGUACCUGUCCGAGUUAAAAAGAUUUGAAGAAGCAGAAAAAAAGUGCAAAGUUGCAGAAGAGGAAGUUAAAGUGGCAAACGAGUUCACUGAAACAGAACAAUCAGAAGUUGUAAGUAUUCAAAACGAGAAGUUCACGAUUGAUAGACUUGCCCUGACAAAAAGUGCAGACAGUCAUAUUGAGAUCUUGGAAAGAUCAAAGAUGGAUCUUGCAGGUGAAGUUGAGAGGUCAACUGCGUCAGAGGGUUAUGCCAUGUCUAAGGUCGCUUUAUUAGAAGCAAUGGUCAGAGAAAGAGAUCAAGAGAUAGAGUUAUUGAAAAAGAAGUCUGAGCAAUAUGUAACCUCAGUUCAAAUCCUUGAGGGUAGAUUGGACUCUAGGCAUGUAGUGCAGGCAGAGGCAAACAGAAUAGAGAAACAACCUUCCUUGCAGCUAGAUUUAAUGCAGGAAAGACUAAAUUUACAGCAAGAUUUAACUCCUGAUGAUUCAAUUGAUUCUGCUAUGGAUUCUGGGCUGAAAACUUACUCUGGUAGGAAACGCUCGAGGCUAGAUACUCCUGACGUGAGUUUUAAUGAAGAAAUAGCCAGCGGAACUAAAAAGUCCAGAAGCGCUUUGGCCCUGCAAAAAUGCACGGCAACAGAAGCUGAAUCCGUUUUCAAGGCAAAUGAAGAAGAUAGUGAAUAUCUAAAGGCUGCUUCAGCUAGCUGCACCAAAUUAACCGUAGCGAAACUGCGGCAAGAACUUAUUGAACACGGUUUUGGUGAUGAAUUGCAAAAGCUGAGGUAUCCCAAGAAGAAAGACGUCCUUGCUCUUUACAAAAAACUGAUACUGAAGUUGUAAAAUCUUCAAGUUGGAAUUCUGAGUUUAUGACUUUUUGACUAAAAGAGAAUAUUUCACGGGCGCCUAGAUGAAUAUAUUGUUAGCAUAUUGUUGGCAGAAGCUUCAGGCAUAUGCAUAUGCAUGUGAACAUUACUUUUAGGUGUAUAUUACAAGUGGUUCAGUGAAAUCUAUUGGCACUGUAAUCUUGUCGGAGGGGGGAAAUCUAGAUGCUUUGUGUAUGUAAUCUUCAUAAGCAAAGUUAUAUUGCUGUGCAUUAUUCAGUUAAAACCGUCAAACCAAACCAGACCAAUUUGGUACGGUUUAGUGUCGUUUUGAAAACAAAAAUUUUUUGCUUGU